Molecule: messenger RNA, 1006 nt
Organism: Vigna angularis (adzuki bean)
Lineage: Eukaryota; Viridiplantae; Streptophyta; Magnoliopsida; Fabales; Fabaceae
Product: classical arabinogalactan protein 9
Exons: 1
Coding region: 87-902 (271 amino acids)
Source: RefSeq, a predicted model, not a curated record
UUCUUAGAAAAGCAACUUCACGUAAUAAACCCUUAUAUAUUGGCUCCAAAGUUCUACCUUUUCAAGUCUGAAACCACUUCCUCAAGAUGGGUCUGCAAGUGCAAUCUUCAGCUCUCUUGAUGUUGGUGUUGGUGCUGUUCUUGAUCAGAAUAGAGGGAAACCCAAUACCAAAAGAAGUGCAUGAAAAUGGCAUUGAGCCCACAUCAUUGAUGGAGAAUGAUGCUAACCAAAUCACUGGAUGUGCUGGAAGACCAUUGAUGUGUAGCAGAGGAGAGCUUUUUCCGAGGUUUUUGUGCUGUAAUGACCGUUGUGUGGAUGUGACUUCAGACAACGAUAACUGUGGGGUAUGUAAUUUUAGGUGCCCCUUCAAUCGUCAAUGUUGCGGCCGUUUCUGCGUAAACACAUUAAUCAACAUUUACAACUGUGGGGCGUGUGGAAAUGUAUGCCCUAUUGGAAGGUUAUGCAUAUUUGGAGUAUGUGCCUUUUCACGAGCACUGCCAUUUCCAGCGCCACCAUUACCGCUUCUAGUACCACCAACUCCAGUUCUAGUACCUCCAACACCGGUGCCAUUACCGGUGCCACCAACACCGGUGCCAGUGCCAAUGUCACCGUCACCGACACCGGUGCCGAUGCCAGUGUCACCGUCACCACCACCAGUAUCAGUGUCACCAUCACCAGUGCCAGUGUCACCGUCACCAUCACCAGUAUCGGUGUCACCAUCACCAGUAUCGGUGUCACCAUCACCAGUCCCAGUUUCACCAUCUCCAGGACCAGUGUCACCAUCAGCAUCACCAAAACCAGUGUCACCACCACCAUCACCAGUGACGGUUACACCAUCACCAUCACCGGUGGCAGUGCCAGUUUUCCCAUCUCUAGGGCCAGAGAUACCUACAAUGGAUUAACUGUUGUAAUUGAUUGUAAAUGGGGUCUCAUGGUUACCCCUUUCUAUAGUUGGAAGUUUGUAUCCUUGUUAUUUAAAAUAAGCAUUUGAGGUUUUCAUCUGCAA